This is a messenger RNA of Trichoderma citrinoviride, 1500 nucleotides long. Its product is annotated as catalase-domain-containing protein. Gene Ontology annotation, cellular component: mitochondrion; cytoplasm; peroxisome. Lineage: Eukaryota; Fungi; Ascomycota; Sordariomycetes; Hypocreales; Hypocreaceae. Gene Ontology annotation, molecular function: heme binding; catalase activity. Bases 1 to 1500 code for a protein of 499 amino acids. The record is from RefSeq and is a predicted model, not a curated record. The transcript has 10 exons. Gene Ontology annotation, biological process: hydrogen peroxide catabolic process; response to hydrogen peroxide.
AUGGCUUCAUUCUACACCGGCGCCGAGGGAUGCCCGUACCCCAAUCCCAGCACCAGCGUGCAGCUACGCAACGGUUCGGGAGGUGGUCUCGUGCUCCUUCAAGACACCCAGCUGAUUGAGACGCUGGCUCACUUUAACCGCGAAAGAAUCCCCGAACGUGUUGUUCACGCCAAAGCUGCUGGUGCCUACGGCGAAUUCGAAUGUACGCACGACUGCACCGACAUCACGUCCGCCAGCUUCCUCAGCAAAGUCGGCAAAAAGUCCGACGUGCUGCUGCGCAUCUCGACCGUCGGGCCUGAGCGAGGCUCUGCCGACACCACGCGGGACGUCCAUGGCUGGGGCAUGAAGAUUUACACGGACGAGGGCAAUCAGGACUUUGUCUGCAAUAACAUUCCUGUCUUUUUCGUCCGGGACCCGAUCAAGUUCCCCUCGUUGAAUCGUUCUCACAAGCGCCAUCCGCAGACAAACCUGAGUGACUCGGACAUGUUCUGGGACUUCCACCUCGGCAACCCCGAAGGCAUCCACGCCCUCAUGCACCUCUUCAACGACCGCGGCACGCCCGCCUCCCUGCGCAACAUCAACGCCUACAGCGGCCACACGUACAAGUUCACCAAGGAGGACGGCAGCUUCAAGUACGUCAAGCUGCACAUCAAGGCCCAGGCGGGCGUCAAGAACUUCACCGCCGACGUCGCCACCAAGACGGCCGGCGAGAACCCCGACUUCUUGACGCAGGACCUCUUCGAGGCCAUUGAGCGGGGGGACUUGCCCAAGUGGGACGUCUUCGUGCAGGUCAUGGAUCCCAAGGAGGCGGAGACGUACAGGUGGAACAUCUUUGACAUGACCAAGGUGUGGCCGCACAAGGACUAUCCGCUGCGCCAGAUUGGUGUUUUGACGCUGAAUCGGAAUCCUCAAAACUACUUUACCGACAUUGAGCAGGCUGCCUUUUCGCCCUCCAACAUGGUUCCGGGCAUCGCCCCCUCAGCCGACCCCAUGCUGCAAGCCCGCAUGUUCGCCUACCCCGACGCCGCGCGCUACCGCCUCGGCGUAAACUACCAGCAGCUGCCCACCAACCGCAGCAAGGCCCCCGUCUACUCGCCCUUCCAGCGCGACGGCUUCAUGAACUUUUCCGACAACUACGGCGCCGACCCCAACUAUGUCAACGCGUCGCUCAAGCCCACUGCCGUCAAGGCCAAGGCCAAGGCCGGCGGCGGCGGCAAGGUCAGCAGCACCAUCACGGAGCACGAGAAGUGGGUUGGCGAGGUGAGUAGCUUCACGAGCGAGAUUGGGCCCGAGGACUUUGAGCAGGCGAAGGCGCUUUGGCGCGUGCUGGGCACGCAAGAGGGCCAUCAGGAGCGCUUCAUUGGGAAUGUGGCGGGACAUUUGUCGGGGGCUAAGAAUGCCACGAUUCGGAGUCGGGUCUAUGAGUACUUUUCGCAUGUGGAUAAGGAGCUUGGGAAGCGUCUUCGAGAGGUUACCGAGGCCAAGGUUGCUGCCAAGUGA